GAAAUAAAAAAUGUUAGUUAAGUGAGAAAUUAACUCAGGCCAAUGUCAUUCUUCCCUUUCAUUUUUUACUACCAAAAUAAAAACGCAGGUAAAAGUGAGGCUUCGAAGAGCUCCGCCGCAAGGGCGAACAAACAAAUUACACUUUCGUCUCUCUCCCCCCUUUGAUUCACUGAUACACAACUUACUUCAAAUUUAGAAAAAACUUACUUCAAAAAAUGGCAAAUGCUCUUGUAAACAGAGCAGCUACAGUGAAUCAGCCCACGAAUUUCUUCAGAUCCUCUUUCAGUUUCCUGAGAAAUCUGAGCACUGCAACCCCUCCUACUACUACUACUAAGGAUCCUUCAUCUGCUGAUGGACCUAAAAAGCCCAAAAGGAAGAAGAAGAAGAAUCUUUUUGAGGUGGCUCAGUUUUUGCCUAAUUGGGGACUCGGUUAUCACAUGGCCAAAACUCAUUGGACCGGUGUCUCCUAUGAAAUCACUAAAAUCAAUCUUUAUAAGGAUGGUAGACACGGUAAGGCUUGGGGACUUGCUUAUAGAGAUGGUUUACCAAUUGCUGACGCACCCAAGAAAAUAAGUGGCGUACAUAAGAGGUGCUGGAAGUACAUUGCAAAUUUGAAGAAAGCCGAAGGAAGUCUUGAUCAAAUAAAGCAAACUGAAGAAAGUACCCCUAGUCCUGAUGUUCAAGCUGCUUGAAGCUAUCCUCAACUGUUUUAACAUUGGAAUCUUUCAAUAUCAUUACAACUUUGUUUUGUGGUGCGAUAAUGCCAAUGAAGUAGAGCAUCCAAUGAAGCUUCAGGCUGUUGUCUUUUACCCUGAAGUUAUAGCAACUGGUGCCUUUAGAAAGAACCGAUGGAAAUGUCUUGUGGUCACAUUUUUCAGAAACUAGAUCUUUUUUUCUAUGGACAUUUUGUUAGUAGAGAGAUUUUACUCUCAAGGUCACCAAGUGUUGAUCGUUCCUUUUAAAUUUUAGUAUCUUUCCCUAUUUUUUGUACUCA
Molecule: messenger RNA, 994 nt
Organism: Capsicum annuum
Lineage: Eukaryota; Viridiplantae; Streptophyta; Magnoliopsida; Solanales; Solanaceae
Exons: 3
Coding region: 216-692 (158 amino acids)
Cellular component (GO): mitochondrion
Molecular function (GO): structural constituent of ribosome
Source: RefSeq, a predicted model, not a curated record